Daphnia carinata is the source of this 1130-nucleotide messenger RNA. RefSeq lists its product as uncharacterized. The transcript is spliced from 4 exons. Lineage: Eukaryota; Metazoa; Arthropoda; Branchiopoda; Diplostraca; Daphniidae. The record is from RefSeq and is a predicted model, not a curated record. Bases 147 to 473 code for a protein of 108 amino acids.
UUAUGAGUAAAAUAUGAACGUUUGCGAAUUUUCCUUUCCUAUUAAAAUGGGUGCAACACCUGGUGGUAUUUAUAACCGCUGCGUAGAACGAGCUGAACAGCAGUUGAACACCGUCUUCGGUGCUGGAUUGUAUAGUCCGAUUGAACAUGCAAAAGAUUACAUUACCGGUCGUGUGCUUCUUGCUGUUGGUCUUGAUUCAAUGCAGUGUCGACGCAAGUAAGGCCACGAAACAAGACAAAGGAAUCGAUUUUAGUAAGACCUAUGACGGAGAAGACAAUGAAAAUGGAAAAGGUCAGCGUCAGAAAAUUCAUCACGAGAAACUCGUAAUUGGAGGACGCAAUGACAGUAACAUUACCGAUGGAAUCAGCUCUUUCCAAUCACGAACAGGUGUUCCGUUACAAACACCUUAUUCCCCACAAGGAGGUGGAUCCGGUGGGUAUGGAGGAUCGAUAGGAAAUGACGAUGUUGUUUAAAUCUUUCAGAUGCUACUGUCCGGUACUGAACUUUUCCAGUAGUUGUUCUUCGUAAAUAUUUCUGUUUACAAAUCGUAAGAAUUGAAAUUAUCAUUUUUGUUAUUAUUAAAAGAGAACUAUUCAAACACAGUCGUCUACUUUCUUUGUAAAAGCUGUGAUUUUUCAUCAUCCGCAACCGAAUAAAGGUAUGGCUGUGAUUAUAGUUAACAUGUUCUGGAUCCUUACAGAAAUAAGGAUUUGCGAUAGGAUUUUUUUUUGUUUUAUGUAGGACAAGAAGUAACCUCAAAUUAUUUACCUUCGUGUUUAAACAACCUAUGCCGAUCGAAUUCAUCUCCACAGCUCCAUUGUAUUACAGUCGGCUUUCUUGCAUUCACACGUAUGCAAAUUGGAUUGUCAUCUUGUUUACUUUAAGCACGGUCCUCAUUUUGAUGUACCGUGCAAACCCGUUCCACUUUUAUGAUAAAGAAAGAUGUAAUAUGACAUCGCACCUUCUCUUUCGUUACGCAGCAUCCUUAAACUUCGUGUUAGUUCAACACCGUAUCUAAAAAGGGGGCAGGUGUAAAUGUGCAUGAUCGAAUAGCCUCUUCUUCGGCUUGCUGCAAAGAGAAGAACGAGAUUGAGAGAAAGUUUGAAUGUACAAGUAAAAAAAAAAAAGGA